Hyla sarda is the source of this 1326-nucleotide messenger RNA. RefSeq lists its product as uncharacterized. Lineage: Eukaryota; Metazoa; Chordata; Amphibia; Anura; Hylidae. The transcript is spliced from 2 exons. The coding region runs from base 632 to 1312 and encodes 226 amino acids. The record is from RefSeq and is a predicted model, not a curated record.
CAGUCAGUAGCUAGGUCAGUCAAGUCAGCCAUGAAUGGCUAUGACAGUAGCUCAAAUGGUCGCUCAAAAGUCCCACCAGUCUGCCAGUAAGAGACUCUCAAAAAAGAGACAUUUGAAUACGGACGACCUUCCUCAUGAUAAAAGUAAAAAACCCUUUUCUAUUUUUGAAGGUCAGUCUUAUGAUGAUAUUUUGCUUGCUCAUAGCAGCCAUGAUAAUGAUGCUUAUUCAAUGCAUCCCAGACCCUCUACCCGAGAGGAGCAAAUAGAUAUUCGGGUUAAGAAAACCUCUUAACAACAAAAAAUAUAUAAUGAGGUAUCAGAAUAUGAUAACAAUGACAAUGAUAAUGAUAAUGGAGACGGUGAUGACUAUUAUGAUGAUGAUGAUAAAUUCGGAAUAUAAUGACCCCUCUUUUAAUAUACAAAAUACUGAGGGUGAAAAAAUUGAUAUUAAUGACCCUUCUACUUCAGGAUCAGACAUUCUUGACGAACUAGGUGUCCCUUUCUUUAACCCCUCUCAAAUAGUACACCCACGUUCAGGGGAGUGGUCACCUAAUACCCAAUUAGAACAAUUUAUUGGUUUUUGACUCAAUAAAUCCCUAGACAACAGGGCCAGAAGUAAACUAAAAGCUGAAUGCCCCAGACCGACAAUUUCUCUAAAUGCGGCCCAAACCCCAGAACUCGACCCUAUAUUAGUAAGAUACCUUCUAAAAACAGGCAAAAACCCCAAGAAAGGGGUGACCGCAGCUUCAAGCUGUGUCAGGACAAAGUGUUAGACCUCUUAGGUCCUGUUGCAAAAAUUUUACAAAUCUCAGAAGAAGCUUAUGUCUCAUGCAAACCCAUGGAUACCCUCACUGUCAGGGAUUGGGCACAAAGACUUAUGUGCCUUUUAGGUAAUGCCAACCAGUCCCUCAGUUCAGAAAGAAGGAGGACUGUUUUAAUGAAAUUAGAUCCUCAAUUAGCCAAUUUGGCCAACACUGAACCCGCUAAUCCUACCGAGGGACUCCUCUUUGGAGACCAAAAUAUAAAAGAAAUCUCAAAAUAUGUAGGUUUAUUUUCUGGUCUAGAUAAGGCGCAAUCCUCCAUAAAGAAGGUGUUCGCCAAUAAGGUUUUCACUAGGGCCGGGAAAGGUAGGGGUCGUUUCUCCGGCCGAAACACCCAUUAUAGACCCCAAUCUAGAGGAUCCUUCAUACAAGAAAGACCUACUUUCACAGCACCAGUGGCUCAACCCAGCCCCUUCUUCCCUUACCGAGGCCGUCCUUGGAGAGCCAGAGGCCAAAGAGGUUUCCCACGCUCUAGACCAGCAGCAUAUUGAUCAGCCAGGAAUUU